Molecule: messenger RNA, 701 nt
Organism: Moneuplotes crassus
Lineage: Eukaryota; Ciliophora; Spirotrichea; Euplotida; Euplotidae
Source: the annotation of a GenBank genome assembly
AUGUACUACACUUCUUCUGAUGAUAGCGAGGAUGACUCGAGCAAUGCUUCAAAUGACUCGAAGAUAGCCAAGUUACUAGAAAAAAGAGAGUCUAAAAUGUCUUUGUACAGUAAGGCUUCAAACACCUCAGGAGGGGAGAAGGAAAAUAAGAAUACAAUAUCCCAUAAAAAGAAACUUAUCAAGAAGAAUCUUGUAGCAAAGCAGAGGAAUUAUGGAAUAAUGAACCUCAAGAACAUUACUUUGAAGAAGCCACUUGAAAGCAAGUUUCCAAAGGCCAAGAAAGAAAAUAAAAAGUUGACAAAUAAUAAUUUCAAGAAGAUCAGGAAAUAAUGCCUCGAUGCCUCAGCUCAGAAAGGAAGAGUCUAAAAUUCCUUCUCUUCCUACUAUUAAGACAAGGCGGUAUCAUAAUGAAGAUUUCCAUGAGAGUUUUAAAGACUGACAACAACCUCUUACUCAAAGGAAAAAGACUAUCAACAGUUAUUGGGUGAGAUUGAAACCCCAAAAAGUGCCAACCUUGCUACAGACAACUCGAAGGUUUAGGCAAAUGGAAAGCUUCCCGGCUAUGAAAUGCGGGGUCAAGAAGGAGGUUGAAGUAGUAAACCUCGAUGGUGAGGCUGAUAGUUCAUAUUUUCCCUUUCCAUUCAAGAAGAAAGCUGAUGUGAACCAUGCUAAAUUUGAGAAGUAUAAAAUCUAUGAAUAAA